AUGCAGACUGCUUCUACAAACAUUUGUGAAAGACUGUCCAAUAAGUCUAUCCAUGAAAUUUCCUUGCUACUAAAUAUUCCACAGUCAACUCUUAGUGGUAUUAUAACAAAGUGGAAGCAAUUGGGAAGAACAGCAACUCAGCCAUGAAGUGGUAGGCCACAAAAAAUGACCGAGCGGGGUCAGUUCAUUCUGAAGCGAACAGUGCGCAGAAGUUGCCAACUUUCUGCAAAGGUAAUAGCUAAAGCUUCCAAACUUGGUGUGGCCUUCAGAUUAGCACAAGAGUGCGUAGAGAGCUUCAUGGAAUGGGUUUCCAUGGCUGAGCAGCUGCAUCCAAGCCUUGCAUCACCAACUGCAAUGCAAUGCGGCCGAUGCAGUGGUGUAAAGGACGCCGCCACUGGACUCUAG
This is a messenger RNA of Staurois parvus, 405 nucleotides long. The record is from the annotation of a GenBank genome assembly. Lineage: Eukaryota; Metazoa; Chordata; Amphibia; Anura; Ranidae.